CUGGAAUGCUGUAUGUGUGUAUAUACAUACACACAUACACACAUACAUAUAUACAUACGCACACACAGUACAUUCCAAGUUUACGUCACCGGCUGCGAAAUUGGCGUGUAUAAAUUUGGUGCAAUUAGGUGCAAGAUAAUUGCGAAUUCUCUAUAAAAUGCAUAUGUUGUAAAACAAACUGCAUUGUUGGAAUAUCAACGCAAGCCAAGAAAAGGCUUAGAUCGGCCAGUAAAAUCGACAGUAGAGUUUACAUUAGACCACACAUAUUGCUCUCCCGUCAUGAAGGUAGUCAGCUUGGUUCACCUUGUUACUGACACUCUGUCAACUAAUGGAGAUGUUUAACUAAAUCGUAUUUUGUUUGUACUAACGCAUGGCCACUGGAAACAAAGAAAAUAGCAAUUAUAGAACUACAAACACAGCCUCUAUAAUUAAAGAGAACAUACACGCUUACCUCCUUAUUGAGGACAAUUGUACACCAACACCAUCGGACAUAACGGAGAGCCAGCGAAAAUUGCCCCCACAUCCAUAACCAUAUCGCUUUCCCCCC
This is a messenger RNA of Spathaspora passalidarum NRRL Y-27907, 547 nucleotides long. RefSeq lists its product as uncharacterized. The coding region runs from base 371 to 529 and encodes 52 amino acids. The transcript has a single exon. The record is from RefSeq and is a predicted model, not a curated record. NCBI's taxonomy places the organism in Eukaryota, Fungi, Ascomycota, Pichiomycetes, Serinales, Debaryomycetaceae.